GAGUGCGGAACACUCGUUGUGAAGCCAUGCUGAUGAAGUGUAGUGCGGUGUGCCUUGUGGCACUCUCCUUGCUUGGCAGCUUAUGUGAUGCUCAGUGGCCACACAAACCAAGCAACCAGAAGCCAAAGGAUCCCAUCAAAAAUCCGCCCCAACAGGCCAAGCAGCACUUUGAGAAACCUCUCAACUGGGAAUACCCUGUAGAUCCCACGCCUCAUCCCCAGCCUAUGGUGCCUUUCGAGCCGGUACUUCCGGUUCCUGCUGCAUCUGUUGCUGUCGAGUGCAGAGAAAAGGAUGCUGUGGUGGAGGUUAAGAAGGACUUUUUUGGGAUUGGCCAGUUGAUCAAUCCUGCUGACCUUACCCUGGGAGGCUGUUCAGCUGUCUUAGACGACGAAGCUAACCAAUUGCUGAUUUUUGCAACCGAACUCUCUGAUUGUGGCAGCAAAUUAGCAUUGACAGAAGAUUCCCUUAUCUACACCUUCACUCUGGUCUAUAAUCCUCAACCUGUGUCUGGUUCUCCUGUGGUGAGGACUAGCAAAGCUGUUGUAUUUGCGGAGUGCCACUAUCAAAGGAAGCAAGAUGUGAGCAGCCUUCCUCUUCAGCCUCUGUGGAUUCCAUUCUCCGCAGUAAGGGUGGCAGAGGAGUUCUUAUACUUCACACUGAAACUUUUGACUGAUAACCUCCAAUCUGAGAGACCAAGCAACAUAUAUUCCCUGGGAGAUCUUAUUAAUUUUGAGGCUACCGUCCAGCAGUACUUCCACGUGCCCCUCCGUGUUUUUGUGAACAGCUGUGUGGCUACUGUUUCUCCUGACGUGUCCUCCCACCCCAGAUAUGCCUUCAUUGAAAACAAUGGGUGUUUGGUUGAUGCCAGGAUCACAGGCUCUGACUCAAGGUUCCUUGAUCGCACUCGAGAUGACAAGCUUCUGUUCCAGCUGGAGGCCUUCAGGUUCCAGAAUGUUGAAAGUGGAGUAAUGUACAUUACCUGCCACUUGUCUGCAACAUCAGCUGACGCCGAAAUUAAUCAGGAACAAAGAGCUUGUUCCUACGUACAUGGUUCUUGGAUUGAGGCCAGCGGUGUUGGUGGAGUCUGUGAAUCCUGUGACUCAGGAUCAGUGUCAACUGGGGGUACAGGUCGGUUUACCCCUGGUAGGAAGAUGCGUGACGUGUCCCAGAAGUCCGUUGCAAGUUACAAAUGGGAAGGUGAUGUCACCCUGGGUCCAAUCCACAUUAAAGAGAGGGCCCAAUAGCGCUUUUUAACUCAUUGCCCUGCCACCACAAUGGCCAUUGAAAUAAACAUUCUGAAUGGUUCAUAUAUCUGUCUGUAUAUGUUAUUCUCUUUCUUUUUGUUAACAGUUCAGCUUGAACAAGGAAAGUAACCCCAUCAAAUGUAAUCCAAAUUUGACACAUUGAACAUAUAAUAAAAGUGUGAGAAAAAAUAAAUCCUCCAGAUGAAGUGUAAUAUAUUUUACAUCGGCCUCUGUGUAAUCAUAUGUUACAUUAUGACCGAAUCCCACCGUUCAUAGACCAUAAAUCAUUAAAUUUAAUGAAAAUAAAAAGCAGUUGUGUUAAAAGUGUGAUAAAAUUGUCAUGGAAAACUUCCUCCCCCUUUUUUCCUUCAAACUUUAAACAGAAUGUGAAGUACAUAACAAUGAUAUGGAAUGAAAUGGAUUAUAUGAUAUACAAGUAAAUAUAAUAAAGCUACAGCAUUUA
Limanda limanda (common dab) is the source of this 1707-nucleotide messenger RNA. RefSeq names its product zona pellucida sperm-binding protein 3-like. NCBI's taxonomy places the organism in Eukaryota, Metazoa, Chordata, Actinopteri, Pleuronectiformes, Pleuronectidae. The coding region runs from base 27 to 1244 and encodes 405 amino acids. The transcript is spliced from 8 exons. Gene Ontology annotation, cellular component: extracellular matrix. Gene Ontology annotation, molecular function: acrosin binding. Gene Ontology annotation, biological process: positive regulation of acrosome reaction; binding of sperm to zona pellucida; egg coat formation. The record is from RefSeq and is a predicted model, not a curated record.